This is a messenger RNA of Cynara cardunculus var. scolymus (artichoke), 1317 nucleotides long. RefSeq names its product leucine-rich repeat receptor-like protein kinase PXC1. Lineage: Eukaryota; Viridiplantae; Streptophyta; Magnoliopsida; Asterales; Asteraceae. Gene Ontology annotation, biological process: protein phosphorylation. Bases 1 to 1317 code for a protein of 438 amino acids. The record is from RefSeq and is a predicted model, not a curated record. The transcript is spliced from 2 exons. Gene Ontology annotation, molecular function: protein kinase activity; ATP binding.
AUGAACGUUAGAAGAGAUCUUCACCCGAUUCUCUUGUUCUGCGUCGCAGUUUUAGCUCUAUCUCUCAAUGUCGACGCUAGAACCGGUCUAGCCCGCGAUGCUGCUGCUGCUCCAUCACCGAACGGUGAGGUUUCUCCGGAGGAUACCGAUUCACAUGUGAACAAACCAGGAACGAAUCAUUCUGUUUUGUGGUCGGAGCUUGGUCUUUUCUUGGCGUUACUCGGCAUGCUCGCUUAUGUGGUGAAUGUAAGGAUCACAAGAUCAUUGAAGGAAGAAAAGAAGGCGGUCAAAACCAGUACCGUUGGCGGCUCUUCCCCUAAAAUUGAUUCUCCGGUGAAGGAAGUAAAGCAGCAGCAGGAGCAGGAGCAGGAGGUCGGAAGACAAUCUGGGCUGGUUUUCUUUGUGAGGGAAGAGGAACAAUUUAAGCUGGAAAACCUUCUUGAUGCUGGAGCUGAUAUGCAAAACCAGAACUAUUGCAGCAGUCUUUAUAAGGUUCAGCUUAACAACAAUGGUGUUUAUGCUGUCAAGAGAUUGAAGAAAUUGCAGGAAUCGUAUGAUGACUUUGAUCGUACAAUGACAAUGGUCGGGAAGUUGAAUCAUCCGAACAUUAUUCCGCUUGUCGCUUAUAGUUGUCAGGGUGACGAAAAGCUUCUGAUUUACAAGUAUCAGAAGAAAGGGAGCCUUCUCUCGCUGAUGGAAAGGUAUAUUGAAGGGAAGAGGGAUUUCCCAUGGAAACUCCGGUUGUCUAUGGCCGUUGGUAUCGCGAGGGGUUUGGAUCACAUAUACAGAAGCUUCGAAGGCUCGGAGACGAUUCCCCAUGGAAAUAUCAAGCUUUCUAACAUUUUGUUGGACGAGAAUCACGAAGCAUUAAUAAGUGAAUACGGGUACUCAAAUUUCCUAGAUCCCAAGAGCGUUUGCCUCUUCAGCAAUAACGGUUAUACAGCCCCAGAAAGAUGUCUAUCUGAACAAGGGGACGUGUUCAGCUUCGGAGUCAUUCUAUUAGAGCUACUAACAGGAAAGAUAGUCGAAAAGAGCGGUUUAGACCUUCCGAAAUGGGUGAAGGCGAUGGUGAGAGAAGAAUGGACCGGAGAGGUGUUCGAUAAGGAGAUUGCAAAGGUUGGAAUGUACGCUUUUCCUCUCUUGAACGUUUCCCUCAAAUGCGUGGCUCAUUUUCCCGAGAACCGGCCCGGGAUUGGUGAGGUUUUGGAGAAGAUUAUGGAGGUCUGUAACGCACAAGAAGAUUUUUCGUGUUCAUCAUCCGUGGAGUCGAGUUCACAAGAUGGUCAUGCGCUUUAUUCGGUGGCCGAGGAGAAUUGA